CAUAGUGACAAAGACCAAAAAAGAAGCCCUACACUCCAAUUUGCUCCUUCCUCUUCUUCCCUCCCUCAUUUCAUUUCUCUCUCUCCCUCCUCUUUCUCUCUCUCCUCGUAGAUCAAUUCAAAGUGUCUCUCUUUUUCCCAAUCAUAAACACUAACCAAAUCAAUUACACUCAUUUCCCCCCUUUUUUUUAGGGUUUUCUUCUUCUUCUUCAUCUUCUUCCUACUGACAGAAUCAUUGAUUCCAUUGAAUUAGCGCAGUUGUUUGUUCGUUCGUUCUCUCAUCGUUGGAAGAGGGGUUUGUGAAGAUGAGCGGUGGGUUUAGGGCGUCAACAAUCCCUAACAAUGUGAGGAAGACGAUCCAAAACAUCAAAGAGAUCACUGGAAAUCACAGUGAUGAUGACAUUUAUGCAAUGCUUAAGGAUUGUUCUAUGGAUCCUAACGAAACCGCUCAAAAGCUCCUUCUUCAAGAUACCUUCCAUGAAGUCAAAAGGAGAAGAUAUCGAAAAAUAGAGAACUCGACCAACCGAGAUGCUGUAGAUUCACGGUGGAGAUCAGGUCCUCCAGGACGUAGUGGUCGAGGUGGUCGGGGGAACUAUUCCUCUCGUUAUCCAGCUCAGGAUGCUGGUGGGGGAAGAAGUAUUCCUGGUAAGGAGAAUGGAAUCAGUCAUGCUUCGAAUAGAGCUGGUUCUAUCUCAUCUUCCCCGGUUGUUCAGGAUAUCAAGAGAACAAAUGAUGGAAGCUCUGUGACAGAGAUGCCCAAUGGUCCCAUUGACGUAGCUUCAGAGGGUACUAAAGGCGCCAAUAUCUCAGAUAUUUCAUCUGGAAGCGUUACAAAGGAAUUUGAGCCAUAUAUACGUAGUGGUGGAAACAAGAGAUCCAACAUUAUGUCUGGAGUCAAUGUGGAAUCUAUAUUGACAGCAUCGCUCUCAGAUGUUGGUUCCCCAGCUUCGGAUCCUGUGCUGGUUCCACCUAAUGAUGCAUGUGUCUCCACUGCUGUUGGCGCUGUCAAACUUGACGUCGGAAGCCCAUGCUCCCUUGUGGAGCUUAAUCUAAAUAUACCUCCUGAAAACAAAUCCAAUUCUGGUAAGUUGAACGGCGAGGGACUAGGAGGAGCUGGGAAGAAUCAGCCUGCAGAUAUCUUGCAGUCUUCAUCCUUGAGUCAUGGGAGCUCUUCAUCAAGUCGACCUUUGUCUAACUAUGGUAGCCGGGCACAGCAAGCUUUGGGAUCUCAGAAAGUGGGCCCCAACAAGGAGUGGAAACCAAAAGUGACCAACACAAACACCGUUGAAGGACUUAAAACACCAGCCGCAUCUGAAGGCUCCAUUAUUCCAGCUGAAACUUGUGCAAGCACUCAGUCUGUGGAAAGCACAACUGAUUUAGCUUGUGCUACCAACAAUCUGCAGAAGGAGUUGGAAGGUCUACAUGUUAGAGACGCACAGCAUGUUAUCAUUCCAAACCACAUCCAUGUACCUGAUGCUGUGCGAACUGGUUUGAGUUUUGGAAGCUUUGAUGCCACUUUUGUUAUCGCCUCUAAAUACUCCAGCGAAGCCGACACUGAGAACUCAAAAUCUGUUUCUGAGAUCGAACAGGGGACUGAAGAAACAGUAGAAGAGGCCACGAGUCAAAGCACAUUGGCAUCAGGAGAGGAAGCUGAUUAUGUUGAUCAGUCACAACCAAGCAAGCAAGCAGAGAACUUGGCAUCUGGUGAUGUUGGUGUUCUGGCUAAUCCAGUACAAGAUUUCAGUGAUUCGAAGGAGACAGUUGGUGGUCCUCAGCAUUCCAGUGCCCAUUCUUCUACUGGCUAUAAUUUUGGUCUUUUGCCACCAAUGCUGGGAAACCCCUUAGGAUCUCUAGAAGCGUCUGAAACGCAAGGACGUGAUGCUUCCAGGGUUUCUAGCUUUGUAGUACAGCAACCAGUGGAUCCUUCAAGCUUCUAUGCCCAAUUUUAUCGUUCUGGAGCAGAUAGUGAUGGCCUUGUUUCGCCUUUUCAAGCUCAUGGAGUUGCCUCCAAGUACAGUGGGGGUGUUGCAGUCAUGUCUUCACAGACCUCACAAUCUCCCACAGAGGGUGGAAAUUCUAUGGUAUUGCCUACUGCGGCUCAAACUCCUCUUGCAACUCAAGCUGGGGGGUUGAUGCCAAACCCUAUAGCCGUCACUCAACAGCCGAUGCCUCUUUUCCGCCAGCCUGCCGGAGUUCAUAUUCCCCAUUACCCUCCAAAUUACAUUCCCUAUGGCCAUUACUAUCCUCCAUUCUAUGUCCCACCUCCUGCCAUGCAUCAGUUUCUUGGUAAUAACGCAUUCCCUCAGCAGGCUCAGGCAGGCAGUGUAUAUCCAGGGCAACCUGCUGCAACGGCUGCCGCUACAGCAGUUAAGUUUCCAAUGUCUCAAUUUAAGCCAGCAAGUAACGCCGUAAACCCUAUGCACAUGGGUAUAGGUGGAGGUUAUGGGCCAUAUGGGCCUUCACCAGCUGGUUACAAUCCUGCUUCAGCUACUACAGCUGGAAAUUCAACUGCAAAUGAGGAUCUUGCGGCAUCCCAGUUCAAAGAAAGUAAUAUGUAUCUCACUGGACAGCAGAGCGAAGGUUCAGCAGUCUGGAUUCCUGCACCAGGUCGUGAGAUGGCCAGUUUACCAGCAAACUCUUACUACAAUCUUCCUCAAGGUCAGCAUGUGACUUUUGCACCUACGCAGGCUGGCCAAGGUACCUUUGCUGGCCUCUACCAUCCCGCUCAAGGUGUUACAGCAGCAACGAUGCAUCCACUUCUACAACAGUCCCAAGCCAUGCCUGGGGCUGUUGAUAUGGUUGGUGCAACAGCUAGUGUUUAUCAACAACCUCAGCAUGCACAGAUCAACUGGCCAAAUAACUACUGAUCUGGAGUGAGUGGCCAUUUUCGUAAGCGAGACGAUAUCCUUUAAAUGGUUGGGGUUGUCCAGGAAAUGUAAUGGGAAUGCUGGAAGUGUUGAAAAUGAUUAUAGGAGAUUGAAUGUGAGGAUGUAACUUCAUAAAGGCUGGCCGAAGGAGUAGCCAAAGGUGUCUUCCGGGGGGUGCUGAAUUCAGGUAUAGGAUGAAAUCUGCCAUUGACUAAAUAUUACUAUUAUUAGCCAGCUUGGAGUGAUAUGAGCAGCAGAGCAGGUUUUUUUCUUUUUCUUUCUGUUGGUAUAUGAAAUCUUCCCAGUCAUAUUUGAAAGCCUUUAUUUAGUUGAAGUUUUGUGCUAGAUUUUACUGAGUGACUGGUAAGGUAUUUUUCAUUGUUUAUGAAGGUUAGGAUUUAUAAAAAGAGGCUAUAAGAUGUAGGUUAGUGGGUAUUUCCUCAUUUUUCUCCAUUUUCUUCUUUCUACCCUCGUAUCUGUAAAGUGAAUUUUGAUGGAAAGAAGAGGAUGUAAUGAAUGAACUGAAACUGUUGUAUUUGGUAUAAGAAAAAGCAGCUGGCAAUUGUCUCA
This is a messenger RNA of Beta vulgaris subsp. vulgaris (sugar beet), 3436 nucleotides long. Its product is annotated as GBF-interacting protein 1-like. The transcript is spliced from 11 exons. The coding region runs from base 305 to 2866 and encodes 853 amino acids. The record is from RefSeq and is a predicted model, not a curated record. Lineage: Eukaryota; Viridiplantae; Streptophyta; Magnoliopsida; Caryophyllales; Amaranthaceae.